UUCACAACGGUACACCCUCUGUUGGGCUUUUUACCUCUACUACUCUCAUUCCUUGGUCUAUUUAGUAUGGAUAGUAGACAACAAUGGCUUACCAGACUGAAAAAUGAACUUAGCAACAGUCCUCUGGUCUCAAAUGUGGCUUUUGGAUUUAUCCUCAUGGGACUAGAGAAGCUGGUGGAGCUGGAGUUUGAGUGUCCUUGCAAUCCUAAAUGGAACGGAGUGUUUUCAUCUGCCUUCUUCAUCAUUCCUGCUGUCAUGGCCUUCACGUUGAUGCUGAUCAUUCAAGGAUGCAGGUGCGAUACGUGGUGCCGGAAGACUGUGUCUUUUUCCAGUUUUGUUCCUGCAAUCGUGUGGCUGAUCUUGUUGUUCCUCGAUGGCCAGUACUUUGCUUGUGCAAUGACAGACUGGAAGGGCAGAUUUGUCAUAGUUGAUAAAGCAGCACCGCAGAAAUGGUGUGAGCCAACUAGUGAGGGAGAUGUCACACCGCAAGAACUAAUGCUCCGCUCACAGCAGCUAUUUGUUGUGUCUCAGGUUCUAGGUAUAUUUCUUCUCAUAAUCAUCUGUGUGGGACUCAUAGUGUAUGUGAUCAGAGAGAGCUGCCAGCAGGAGUCUGAGGUGCAGGAUGCAGACGUAGCGGAGCUCACCGUGCUCAGGAUGAGCUCUCUGAGAACCAGGACGACGUGAGAGGACAGGCCCCCCCCCCGUUUGAAAGUACUCUUUCUGUUUGUAAAUAAGGAUUUGGGGAGGGGGAUUUCUUUUACCAUUUUUUGGAUUUACCUUUUGCAUUUUCAAUGACACUAUCAUUCAGAGAGUGAUUGCAUUUCAUGAAACUAAUGAAAGAAAAGCCCAUACAUGGUUGCAUGCUGCACCCAUGGAAUGUACAUGAGAGCAAUAUACGUCUAUACCAUGAACAUACGUCUAUACCAUGUGCAGGCUUUUCUUUCAUUAUCAUCAACCGCAUUUGGCCCAGCAACAGUGGGAAAAUUUGGGACGUGCAUACCUGGACCUGCCUUCAAUUAAAUAUAUGUUUAUACAGUCAUGUAGACAAUUUUAUACUAACUGGUUGAGCCAGUUUUAAUUUGUUGCUUCAUGAUGUCAGUACCUCAUGUAUAUUUCCUACAUAAGACAUAUAUUUUGACUCAUUUCAGACACAGUUCUAGGUCAUAUAGUAUCAGUCAAAAGUUUGGACACACCUACUCAUU
Molecule: messenger RNA, 1202 nt
Organism: Salvelinus namaycush (lake trout)
Lineage: Eukaryota; Metazoa; Chordata; Actinopteri; Salmoniformes; Salmonidae
Product: calcium homeostasis modulator protein 6
Exons: 2
Coding region: 67-684 (205 amino acids)
Molecular function (GO): monoatomic cation channel activity
Source: RefSeq, a predicted model, not a curated record